This is a messenger RNA of Aureococcus anophagefferens, 906 nucleotides long. RefSeq lists its product as hypothetical. Gene Ontology annotation, cellular component: Golgi membrane. The transcript is spliced from 3 exons. Lineage: Eukaryota; Pelagophyceae; Pelagomonadales; Pelagomonadaceae. Bases 1 to 906 code for a protein of 301 amino acids. The record is from RefSeq and is a predicted model, not a curated record. Gene Ontology annotation, molecular function: UDP-galactose transmembrane transporter activity. Gene Ontology annotation, biological process: pyrimidine nucleotide-sugar transmembrane transport.
AUGAAGCGCGCGAAGGCGAUCUCGCUCGCGGUCCUGAUGGUGCAGAACAGCGCGCUCACGCUCGCGAUGCGCUACAGCCGGACGCGCAAGACGGCGCACCGCUACCACCCGUCCGAGGCCGUCGUCAUGUCCGAGGUCGUCAAGCUGAUCAUCUCGCUGGCGCUCGCGGCCAAGGCCCAGGAGCCGCGGCCCGCCAUGGCGGGCCGCGGCCUCCUCGCGCGCCCGGGCUCGUACGUGCUCCUCGUGCCCGCGGCGCUCUACGCCGUGCAGAACAACCUGCAGUACGUCGCGGCGUCGAACCUGGAGCCCGCGGUCUUCCAGGUGCUCUACCAGAUGAAGGUGCUGACGACGGCGUUCUUCAGCGUCGUCCUCCUCAAGCGCGAGCUCAAGCCCGCGCAGUGGUCGGCCAUCGCGCUCCUCGCGGCCGGCCUCGCGACGGUGGGCUCGGCGACGACGGGGCCGUCGGCGCCCAAGCCCGGCGUCAACUUCGCCGUCGGCUUCGCCGCGGUCUUCGCGGCGUGCUGCUCGAGUGGCUUCAGCUCCGUCUACUUCGAGCGCGUCCCCAUCUCCGUCUGGGCGCGGAACGCGCAGAUGGCGACGUUCUCCUCGACGAUCGCGUUUACCGGCGCGCUGCUCAAGGACGGCGACGCGAUCCGCGCCCGCGGCGCCCUCGCGGGCUUCUCGCCCAUCGUCUGGUGCACCGUCGUCCUCCAGGCCGGCGGCGGCCUCUGCACGGCCGCCGUCAUCGCCUACGCGGACAACCUCCUCAAGGGCUUCGCGACGGGCGGCUCCAUGGUCAUCUCCGUCCUCGCGAGCCACCUCUUCCUCGACUUCCACGUCUCGCCGACCUUCGUCGCCGGCGCCGCCGCCGUCCUCGGGUCCAUCCACCUCUACAGUAAGGCCUAG